Molecule: messenger RNA, 1939 nt
Organism: Cannabis sativa
Lineage: Eukaryota; Viridiplantae; Streptophyta; Magnoliopsida; Rosales; Cannabaceae
Product: phenylacetaldehyde oxime monooxygenase CYP71AN24
Exons: 2
Coding region: 223-1788 (521 amino acids)
Molecular function (GO): oxidoreductase activity, acting on paired donors, with incorporation or reduction of molecular oxygen; iron ion binding; monooxygenase activity
Source: RefSeq, a predicted model, not a curated record
AUGUAUGUGCGUGUAUUUCAAUUUCAGGUAUUAUUUUUUUAAAGAAAAAUGUACAUCACUAAUACAGUUAUACAAAUGCAAUCUUAUUCUUAUCAAGUACAGUGGGAUAAUGAUAUAAAAGAUUAGUAAAGAUGGUUCAUUUACUCACUUCAACUUUUUCCCAUAAAUAUACUUGAAAUUCAGGCCAUAUAUCAAAUGAUACCUUCUGCCUAAGCUACAAAAAUGGAAAGGGAUAACUACGUCUAUCUGUCAUGGCAAGACUUACCAAUAUUUCUCUCACUUAUUACUCUUCUUCUUUCUUUUAUGUUCCUGAUUCGCAAAAGCUUUUUCCGCACAAAACCGGUCAACUUACCACCAUCUCCGCCGAGAUUGCCCAUAAUUGGUAACCUUCACCAGAUCGGAGAACACGUUGACCGUUCCCUUAGAGACCUCUCUCAAAAGUACGGCCCACUUAUGCUCUUACACUUUGGCAGCGUCCCGACUGUGGUCGUUUCGUCUCCAGACAUGGUAAAAGAAAUCGCCAAAAACCAUGACGUUGUUUUCUCUGACCGGUUCAAUACUAGAGCUUCAGACGUCCUUUUCUACGGUGGAAAAGACAUCGUCUUCGCUUCUUACGGCAACAACUGGCGUCAAGCUAGGAAGCUCUGCGUCCAGGAAAUGCUAAGCUCCAAAAGGGUUCUCUCCUUCCAAUCAAUACGAGAAGAAGAAGUGUCAUCGUUGGUGAGUAAAAUACGCCAAGUUUGUCUUAACGGCGACGAUGGUGUCGUUAACAUGUGCGAGAUGCUUAUAAGGACAUCGAACAACAUAAUGUCGAGGUGUAUACUCGGACGACGUUACAGUUGUCACGAAGAAGAAGAAGAAGGAAAAGGUAAUAAUAAGAUGAUCUUUUGUGAGACACUGAUGAAAAAAGUUAUAGCGCAACUUACAGCGUUCAGCGUUGGAGAUUUCUUCCCUUGUUUUGAAUGGGUGGAGGAAGUUUGUGGGUUUAUGAGAAACUUGAAAUCCAGUUUGGGUGAAUUGGAUAACUUUUACAAUCAAGUAUUUGAAGAGCGGAAAGCUAUGAAAUCAAGUGAGAAUGGCGUUAAAGACUUUGUGGAUAUACUUCUACAACUCCAAAAGGAUAAUAUGUUUAAUAUGGAUCUCACUGAUGAGCGCUUGAAAGCUAUCGUACAGGAUAUGUUUUUUGGAGGAAUAGAAACUACUUCAACAACAUCAGAGUGGAUAAUGGCAGAAUUAAUGAGAAAUCCAAGAGUAAUGAAGAAAACACAAGAAGAAGUGAGAAGAAUAAUGGUAGACAAGGGAAGAGUGGAUAUUAAUGAGUUAGACAAGUUGGAUUACUUCAAAUGUGUUGUGAAAGAGACUCUAAGGUUACACCCACCAGUUCCUCUUCUUGUGCCUCGCAAAACAACAGAGGUUGUUCAAAUUGGCGGUGGCCGAUAUACAAUUCCUGCGGGAACAAAAGUGAUAAUAAAUGCAUGGGCCAUUCAAAGAGACCCAAACUCGUGGGACCAACCAGACGAGUUCAUACCAGAGAGAUUCGAGAAUAGCCCUGUAGAUUAUUACAAAGGGGGCCAAGAGUACUUCCAGUUUAUACCAUUUGGUUUUGGUAGAAGAAGAUGCCCUGGGAUCAUGUUUGGAACUGUAGCAGUUGAGUAUUUGAUGGCUAAUCUCUUGUAUUGGUUUGAUUGGAAACUAAACACAAAUGAAGUCGACAUGAGUGAAGUUUAUGGGAUCACUGUUGGUCUAAAAGUUCCUCUUUUUCUUAAACCGAUACCCUACACGCCUUAAUUAAUUAAUCUUAAUCUGAAUGUGCCUUUAAAAUUAAAUAUGUUGAUUAAUGGCGCGUAGCUAUUAUCUGUAUUAAUGCCUUGCUGUUUUAUAGUUGAAAGAAUAUUAUUAUUUUUCUCCAAUAAUUAAUGGAAUUAUUAUUAUUAUUGUU